AUGAGAGUUUUAAUGACGUUAUUGGUGCUGGUCUUAGGCCUUAGCUACACAUCCUCUAAAUGGAUGAAAAAAUACGUAGAAAACUACCAUAGACCGACUUAUUAUAACAAGCGACACAGUUCCUCGGAUCACGUGGACUACAAUAGAACUGCUUUAGAGGAGCGAGACCAACCUCCCGCGGUGGAAAAUCGUACCCCAGAGCCCUUUGAUGCGGUGAAGCAUCAAAGCUUCUACAUAAGUAUCCUACACCACGCAUCUGUCACCUGUUCGGGCGCACUGAUCUCACGGCGUAUGGUGAUCACCUCGACUGUUUGUUUUCGAGCUUCCCCCAGGGACAAAUCCCACGAGUACAAAGCCAGCCACCUGUCUGUGCUAGCGGCCAUUGACAUGGUUCCAUUCAAUGAGACCUUGCCGCAUGAGGUGAUCGGGUUGUAUUUGCCCGUUAACAAAUUCAAUACAGAAGUCAAUCACGUUUGUCUUCUGGGCUUGAAGCAUAAGCUGGAUCACCACUACCGCUACAUCCCACUCUACCGGAGGAUACCAAAGUUUUUGGAUGAAGUAACCAUAACCUAUGUAGGUGCGGCUUCGCGACGUCUGAAGUAUUACCGCACUAUGGUUCUGAACUUGGAUCGGUGCAAAGACUACUUUCACGCCCAUGACUUCUUCGACGUCGACACCUACCAUCCGGACUACUUCUGCGUCCGCACCCGGCGGCACACCAAGAAGACUACGUGUAACACUCGCCCGGGGGAUCCUCUGGUAAAAGACAACCAGCUGGCUGGGAUAAACAUCUUUGGGGAGCGCUGCGAGGUGGACGACAUUGUGAACAUGGACAUAUACCUGCCAAUAAGACCGGUGGUUCCUUUCAUCCAACUGGCCACAGACGCCUUACGGUCUUUCACCGGAACAGGUCCUUUCAAUGAGACAGCGCAUCCACACGAAGUGUCGCCUUUGGUUAAGUCCCUAAUGGAAGGAUCUCCCAAGUUUUGGGCUGCGGAUGAACAUUUUCCAACACUUCACACAGCACAUCCACCCGAAAUGUAGCCUUUGUUUAAGUUCUCAAUGGAAGGAUCUCCCAAGUUUU
Drosophila bipectinata is the source of this 1084-nucleotide messenger RNA. RefSeq names its product aquarius (gene aqrs). Lineage: Eukaryota; Metazoa; Arthropoda; Insecta; Diptera; Drosophilidae. Gene Ontology annotation, biological process: proteolysis. Gene Ontology annotation, molecular function: serine-type endopeptidase activity. The record is from RefSeq and is a predicted model, not a curated record.